CUUGACGCUGUUGCGGUAAAGUUCAGUGUGGCAAGUCAUCACACAAGUGACACAGGGGCAGGAGAGACGCCCAACAAGUUCCAGACAUCCUUUCUGUCGCUUCAGAAAGUCGUUUCUUCGAACCACCCGGGCGACCGGAAGGCGGUGAGACAUGGCUGCUCUCUCAGCCUGGUUCUGGAACGAGAGGUUCUGGCUGCCGCACAACGUAACCUGGGCGGAUCUGGCGGACCCAGCUCCCGGGGUGGAGUAUCCCAAAGCUGGACACUUGUUUACUGCCUUGCCGCUGGCUUUGGGGAUUUUCGCCGUCAGGAUAGUCUUCGAAAGAUUUAUUGCCAGCGCCUGUGCCCGAAGUCUCCACAUUCAGCAAGGUUUCGGAAGAAGAGCCCAGCCCAACGCGGUGCUGGAGAAAGUGUUUACAUCCAUCACAAAGAAUCCAGACUCCCGCCAUCUGGAUGGCCUGUCCAAGCAGCUGGACUGGGAAGUGCGGAAAGUCCAGCGCUGGUUCAGACACCGCAGGAACCAAGAUAAGCCCAGCACGCACACCAAGUUCUGCGAGAGCAUGUGGAGAUUUACAUUUUAUUUGUUCAUAUUUACCUAUGGGUUCCGGUUUCUGUGGCAGUCCCCUUGGUUGUGGGAUACACGGCAGUGCUGGUACGGUUACCCCUAUCAGGUCAUGACCCCGGGUCUUUAUCACUACUACGUCACAGAGCUGGCCUUCUACUGGUCACUUAUGUUCUCCCAGUUCACCGACAUUAAAAGGAAGGACUUCCUGAUUAUGUUCAUCCAUCACCUGGCUACGGUCGGCCUCAUCAGCUUUUCUUACGUCAACAACAUGGCGCGAGUGGGGAGCCUGGUGCUGUGUGUCCACGAUGCCUCAGACUUCCUGCUGGAGGCAGCCAAGCUGGCCAACUACGCCAAGUACCAGCGCUUUUGUGACUUCCUCUUCAUUGUGUUUAGUGUGGUGUUCUUUAUCACACGGCUUGUUAUAUUUCCAGUAUGGAUCCUGAACUCCACUAUGUUUGAGAGCUGGUCCAUAGUCGGGCCAUUCCCAUCCUGGUGGCUCUUCAACUUCUUACUGCUGGUCCUCCAGGUGCUGCAUAUCUUCUGGGCCUACCUCAUAGCCCGUAUAGCUCUCAAAGCCAUGCUGCGAGGCAAGGUGUGCAACGACGUUCGCAGCGACAUCGAGAGCAGCUCGGAGGACGAUCCCGACACGCCCUCGGACGGCCUCCAGACCUCCCCUCACGGCCCCAAGGGAGAAAACGGCACCAACGGCCACUGUGCUGCCGCUAAAACCCGAGCACAGAACCACAGCAGCUGGUGACGCGGAGCCAGAAGCCGGUAGCCCUCCUGCAGUUCGUCCCCUCGCAGCGUCUGCAAGAGCUUUGUUUGCCUCACAACAUUCCUCCGACGUGCAAGGCUCUCGCACACUGUCACACACACUUACACUCACUCAUUACACAGACAGUGAGUGCGCACAGAUUCACAUGCUGGCGGACUGAUGACGGAUGUGCAGACGCCGACGCCGGCUGUGGACAUGUAGCUCCAAAGCUUUAAGAGCUCGAAUGGAAAUCAGUCGAUGCAGGUUGAUUUGCAUAGCCUUUUUUUUUUUCAAACGUGGGGAUUUAUUUUGUGCUGAGUUUGGCUGCAGAUGUUGGUCGGUGUCAAUGUUCUCUCCCAGUUUUAUUGGUCAGAUGAACUUGAUUUAUUUGUGUUUCUAAAGGUUAAUCCACACUGGAUCACACAGGACAGACAUGACAUAGCAACGCAUUCUACCUACUAGUAAUGGCGUUAUACUGUUUUGUUAUAGCUGCGGUUUUAUCAGCUUUUUAAAGCAGGACACCUGCUCUGUGAGUGGUGAGAAGUUCAGCAACGUCUCCACCCUUUGCUAUUCACUGUGGAUUUCCCUUUUAACCACUUUGUGACCUGUUUGUUUUACUGUUUUUUACUGCUUCUUCUGAGACCAAAUGUUUAUGAAAUUGUUGUUUGAUGUCACUGCCUAUAGAGGAAUCCAGGUAUGAGGAACAUAUGAAAAGUCUGGAAUCUUGUUCUCACUUGAGUGCCUUGUAAAAAUGUAUUUCCAAAUAUAUUCUGUUGUUGACUGAU
This is a messenger RNA of Acanthochromis polyacanthus (spiny chromis), 2103 nucleotides long. It is a transcript of the gene cers5, whose product is annotated as ceramide synthase 5. Gene Ontology annotation, biological process: ceramide biosynthetic process. The record is from RefSeq and is a predicted model, not a curated record. The transcript has 10 exons. Gene Ontology annotation, molecular function: sphingosine N-acyltransferase activity; DNA binding. Gene Ontology annotation, cellular component: membrane. Lineage: Eukaryota; Metazoa; Chordata; Actinopteri; Pomacentridae. The coding region runs from base 152 to 1321 and encodes 389 amino acids.